AUGUUUCCAAAAUGCUACAGCUUCAGUUUGAUCGACAAAGUAUGCGAGUUUGCAAUGGAAUAUAUGGCCAAUGCUGCUGAACGCGAACGCGGCGAGACUUUGGAGGCAGCUGACGGAGACGUCGUAGCCAGGAAGACCUUCGGUGAGGCUGUUUGGAUUCUGGUAGGAGCUCCGGCUGUGUCCGACUCUGAGGUGGUCUUUUUCAGCGACGACGAAUCGGACGAGGACGACUGGGAGGAGGAUGACGUGCUGCUGGAGGAAGGUCCCGAGGUGAUCGACCCGCCGGCGACGAACAACGGUGUCGAAGGUUGCGGCGAGCAAGUGGGCAGACGUGCGGUGGACAUGUCCAGGGACGAGGAUGAGUACGUGGACAUUGAAGGGAUGUCCGACUCUGAGGAGCACGACUAUGACGGUGAGGUCGUCGACUGACCUCUCGGUUUUUGUUCGUUGAUGUGUUGCUGCUAUUCUCUUGCUUCCAUCGAUGGUCUGAUACUCUGAUGACAUCUACCUAGCAGGCUUCGACAUUUACUACAGCAAUAUAAACUGUUAUGCCAGAUGCCAGUGUUAAGCAUCUCGUGUUAUUAAUUUC
This is a messenger RNA of Lolium rigidum, 589 nucleotides long. RefSeq lists its product as uncharacterized. The coding region runs from base 1 to 429 and encodes 142 amino acids. The transcript is spliced from 3 exons. The record is from RefSeq and is a predicted model, not a curated record. Lineage: Eukaryota; Viridiplantae; Streptophyta; Magnoliopsida; Poales; Poaceae.